AUGCACGACCCAAUCGCCGACGCAAAAGCCCAAGAAGCAACGCGAAAAUACACAUUUCGCACCGCAACCUUAGAUGAUAUACCCGCCCUCCAACAAAUGAUCGGCGACUCUCUGCGCGCUUUAGGAAAAGGAUACUACACGCAAGCCGAACUCGACGGCUCGAUCGGAUACCUAUUCGGGCCCGACACGGUCCUUAUCCACGACCAAACAUACUUCAUCCUGCACCCCUCAUCGCAGCCCCAAACAAUCUGCGCCUGCGGCGGCUGGUCCUUCCGCAAAACGCUGUAUGGCGGCGACUCCGCCCCCUCACCCUUGCGCAUGCCGGAAAAACGCAACCCUGAGACUGACCGCGCGAGUAUCCGCGCAAUCUUCACGCAUCCUGAUUAUGCCCGCCAAGGCUUGGGGACGAUGAUGAUGCGGCACUGUGAAGCGGCUGCACGUGACGGGAAGACGGGGGUGAUUGGCGGGUUUGAGAGGCUGGAGAUGGGCGCAACGUUGAGUGGCGUGGCGUUGUAUGAGAAGUGUGGAUAUGUGAGGAGUGGGAGGGAGGAUGUGGUGAGGUGUCCGAAUGGGGAGGGUAUUGGGAUUGUGCAUAUGGUCAAGGAUUUGGAUGGGGCUGUGAAGGAGAGUACCGAUGUAGAGACAUCGUGAGCGAAUUGCACGAUGCCUCGGAGUGAUAGUGUUCACCGUGGUAGCGUAUUUCUUGUGAUCUCAAGGAUACAGCGCCAAUCUUUGUUGGCAUAGAAGAGCGUCGAACUGUAUGACUACAUUAGGCAUCGAAAUGAUGAGGCGUGUUCCCAAGAUUUCGAAUGGGCAUUUGGCGAGCGAUGGGUAAAGCUCAGUGGGCUCGUGGUCUUCCAAUUCAGCUUGCAUGAUUG
Parastagonospora nodorum SN15 is the source of this 878-nucleotide messenger RNA. RefSeq lists its product as hypothetical. Gene Ontology annotation, molecular function: acyltransferase activity, transferring groups other than amino-acyl groups. Bases 1 to 651 code for a protein of 216 amino acids. The transcript has 3 exons. Lineage: Eukaryota; Fungi; Ascomycota; Dothideomycetes; Pleosporales; Phaeosphaeriaceae. The record is from RefSeq and is a predicted model, not a curated record.